CCAUGACAACAAGUUUAGAUAGAGAUACGGUCCGAGCGGCUUAUGAGGACGUCAGAAGCGACUUAUCCGAUACAGACUGGGCCGUCUUCAAAUUCAGCGGUCCCCAAAUAGUAGUCUCCGCCAAGGGUUGUGAUUUUGCAGAGUUUAGGGAACAAUUCGCUGAGAAUGAACGUGCUUUUGGAUAUAUCAGAUUGCAAAUGGGGGAUGAGAUGUCAAAGCGCCGAAAGUUUUUGUUCCUGACGUGGGUCGGACCAGGUGUUGGUGUAAUUAAUAGAGCUAAAAUGUCAACUGACAAAGCUAUGGUGAAAGAUAUAAUUACUAACUUUGCGGUUGAGCUUCAAGCUGAAAACCAGUCAGAGCUUGAAGUUGAACAAUUCAGAGACGCCCUGAAUCGUGCCGGGGGUGCCAACUAUGGCACAGGAGUGCGCGACAUUUGAAUGUCCUAAUGACACAAAUAAAAAAAGAUAUUUUUAUAAAAUUUAUAACUUGUAUGGUUAUGUAACAAAUUUUAUUACGUUUUAGUUUUUUUAGUAUAUUGUAAACUACAUAUGUCUGUAUUAUAUUUAUAUGAAGUAUGUUGAUAAUGAUGUGUUGCUAUCAUGAUUUUAAAAUUACCGGUUUAAA
Molecule: messenger RNA, 624 nt
Organism: Ctenocephalides felis (cat flea)
Lineage: Eukaryota; Metazoa; Arthropoda; Insecta; Siphonaptera; Pulicidae
Product: coactosin-like protein
Exons: 4
Coding region: 3-437 (144 amino acids)
Biological process (GO): regulation of actin filament polymerization
Cellular component (GO): cortical actin cytoskeleton; site of polarized growth; plasma membrane
Molecular function (GO): actin filament binding
Source: RefSeq, a predicted model, not a curated record